AUGAAAUUGUUAUCGUUGUUGUUCCCUCUUUCGAUGGGAAUGUAUUUCCACAUGCCUCCUGGCCACAAAAAGUGUAUCAAGGAAGAGAUUCACAAGGACGUCGUCGUUACUGGUGAAUUUGAGGCGAAAGAAUCCCCCGGCCACAGGGUCGACCUGAAAGUUACUGAUUCGAAAGACCACAUUCUCUACCAAAAAGAAAACGCCGAAAAUGGCAAAUUCGCCUUCACUACCGACGAUCAAGAUCUUUUCGAAGUCUGCUUCACUUCUGUUCGACUAGGCGGCUUCUCUAAUGAUCCCAAAUCGCACGAAAUCAAGCUUGUGAUCAAGAAAGGCGUUGAAGCAAAAAGCUACGAUGAACAGGCGAAGACUGAGAAAUUGAAGCCACUCGAGGUCGAGCUGAGAAGACUUGAGGAUCUGUCCGAGUCUAUUGUCAACGAUUUCCAGUACAUGAAGACCCGGGAAGAGCAAAUGCGAGACACCAACGAAUCUACGAACUCACGAGUCCUCUACUUUUCCAUCUUUUCCAUGUGCUGCCUCAUCGGCCUCGCAACCUGGCAAGUUCUUUACCUUCGAAAGUUCUUCCAAUCGAAGAAGCUCAUCGAUUAA
Messenger RNA from Oikopleura dioica, 606 nucleotides. The record is from the annotation of a GenBank genome assembly. Lineage: Eukaryota; Metazoa; Chordata; Appendicularia; Copelata; Oikopleuridae.